This is a messenger RNA of Strongylocentrotus purpuratus (purple sea urchin), 1072 nucleotides long. RefSeq lists its product as uncharacterized. The coding region runs from base 1 to 1050 and encodes 349 amino acids. Lineage: Eukaryota; Metazoa; Echinodermata; Echinoidea; Camarodonta; Strongylocentrotidae. The transcript has 4 exons. The record is from RefSeq and is a predicted model, not a curated record.
AUGUCAUUUGCAUUCUAUCUCUUUACAGCAAACGGAACAGUCUACUCGUGGGGAGGAGGGGUGGAUGGACAGCUUGGGCAUGGAGAAGAUGUGCAGUAUCUUGCUCAACCCGAGGCCUUGGCCGAUGGUGCUCUCCCUGGCAGAGUGGCUCAGGUGGCGUGUGGAGAUUCGUACAGUGCAGCACUGCUUGGUGAUGGCUCCCUCUACAUGUGGGGAAAGAGCAGUCACGUGAUUCAGGCUGACCAGCCGUCCUCUCAGAAGGUGUACCGACCUGUUGGCAUUUCCCUGAAUGGACGUUCCAUUGCUAUGGUAACCUGUGGCUCGUGGCAUACCGCAGCAAUCACGGGAAAGCCAGAGAGACAGCCACUGGAGGAGGACUCAGACACCUCUGAGGAGGAGGAGGAGGAUUUGGAUGCCUUGAUUACCAUGGAAACAGGUGAUGGAAGAGAUGCGUUCCAGGAUAGGGCUGACAACUUCUGGGAUAUGUCUCAUGAGACUGCCUCUCCAGAAAAGAACAAUGCCACCUCCAAUCCUCCUGCAGUGAACAACUCAAUGCCACCGUACAGGCUUGCAAGGGAGGGCACCACCCUUACACUGGAGGAGUUCUAUUCCGCUACCCCUGUGCCAUCCAAUCGUCCAAGAGAGCUUCGACGGGCGAGUCUUACAGAGAGAAAACGGGCAGCGCAGGAGGAGAAGGUGCAAGGUGCCGACGAUCGGGUGAACGCUGAAAUGACAGCGGAGGAAUCGGCAGAGGAUGCAGGAAGAGGGAGAAUCGCUGAUGAUUCAUCCGUGGAUGAAAACGUUGAUGCAGACAGCGUCAUUAUGACUCCAUCUAAGGACUCUACAGAAGAACCACAAACUCUGGACAAAUAUUCUAGGCCAGAGACUGAGCCAGACAAUGCCUUCCCAAAGUCCACUUUACCACCUUCUGGGAAGGUCACUGUCCAACCCCAGAGAGACAUGUCUUUGUCACGCUCCAAGACAAUGGGAAGCAUAAAUGUACCGAAGAAGUCUGUUCCAAAGGAAACCUACCAAGGGUUUAUGAUAUGAGUGCAAUGAGCGGAUCGGGUGA